AAAAUGACUUGUACAAUUCGCUUUUAUACGAAAAAAAAAAGCUGGCUGCCCAACACUGCCACAAUGGUCGCGCCAGCGCCUGAAUAAAAUCAAUAAAUCAAUACUAAAAGUAAUUGUAAUCCCUAGCGUCUGUACUCUUUCAAAACAGGCAUCAUUACGCUGCUACGCACAAAUGUACUCAUUAUAAGGUAAUCAGCUGAAAUUUAACCUUUGGCAGCAGAGCUCAUUAGCUGAGCGGAAUAAUUGAGUUCCCAACCGAAAACAACUGCAUUGCUUUGUGUCUAGCUACAUAUGUAUAAACCUGUGAGAAGUCUGGUUUAAGCUGUUGUAGCGUAAUAACCAUGCGAGUUUUGAAAAUCUGAAAACAUAGGUCGAAGUCUGCUUGCUUAGAAAUGCCUUUGUUUGGCAAAAAGGAUUCUGGCAAGAAAGCCAAGGCGAAGGACAUAAAGGAGCUUAAUAAGCAAGUGUCAAUUGAAGAGAAAUACAAUCUUCACGGACUUCUUGGGACUGGAGCCUUUUCAGAAGUACGCCUAGCUGAAAGCAAAGAUCCACCAGGCGAACACUUUGCAGUGAAAAUUAUCGAUAAGAAAGCGUUAAAGGGAAAGGAAGAAUCUCUGGAGAAUGAAAUUCGCGUCUUGAGAAGGUUCAGUGCAAAUCAUUUCGACGGCAAAUGUCCAAAUGGAACGCGCGAUGAUACCCACAGAAAAUCAAGGGACUACAAUUUUUCUUUCAGGUUAACUCAUCCAAAUAUAGUGCAACUCUUGGAAACGUAUGAGGACAAGUCAAAGGUGUAUCUCGUUAUGGAGUUGGUUACUGGUGGGGAACUCUUUGAUCGCAUUGUCGAAAAGGGGUCCUACACUGAAAAGGACGCUUCUCAUCUUAUAAGACAGAUACUAGAAGCGGUUGAUUAUAUGCAUGAGCAAGGUGUCGUCCAUCGUGAUCUUAAGCCGGAAAACUUACUCUACUAUAGUCCUGACGAUGAUAGCAAAAUAAUGAUUAGCGAUUUUGGCUUAUCUAAAAUGGAGGAUUCUGGAAUUAUGGCUACAGCCUGUGGAACUCCAGGAUAUGUGGCUCCUGAGGUCCUGGCGCAAAAACCGUAUGGAAAAGCCGUCGAUGUGUGGAGUAUUGGAGUGAUAUCAUACAUUCUUUUAUGCGGCUACCCUCCAUUUUAUGACGAAAAUGAUGCUAAUCUUUUCGCACAGAUUUUAAAAGGCGACUUCGAAUUCGAUUCACCCUAUUGGGAUGAAAUAAGCGAGUCCGCAAAGCAUUUCAUUAAAAACCUUAUGUGUGUGACGGUAGAGAAGCGGUAUACUUGCAAGCAAGCACUUGCCCAUGCUUGGAUUUCUGGAAAUGAAGCUAGCAGCAGAAACAUUCACGGAACCGUGUCAGAGCAAUUAAAGAAAAAUUUUGCAAAAUCUCGUUGGAAGCAAGCCUACUACGCCGCUACAGUAAUCCGCCAAAUGCAGCGAAUGGCGCUUAACAGCAAUAGCAAUGCUAAUUUUGAUUCUUGCAAUAGCAGUAACCAAAAAGACUCUACAACUCCAACGGCAGCGACUGGAGCAUGGACUUCUGAUGUUCUCUCAUCGCAGCAAUCUGCACAAAGUCAUGUACAAGAAGUCAGCAAGUCGGGAGGCAGCACAAAUGCAUCACAGUAGCGAAGUUGAUAUUCAAAAUAAUGUUACAUAUAUGAUGUUUUGAUUACAUUUUUGAAUUUUAACUAUUGUUCUAGUCUAGUAAAAAUCUCGUACUUACGAAUCGGAUAAUUUUUCAAUUGAAAAUGCCAAACAAAACAAAUAUGAUGAGCAUGCGCACCUGCACCGUUUCAUCUCUUGAUACUAUUGAAGGCGUAAGGUUACUGCUUAACUAACACUAUACGCUGUUAGAAUUCAAAUUGACGAUUUACAUUUUGGCGAAAGUUUUAUUAUUAAAGUCCAGAACUUACUCAAACAAAUUAUACGCUGAUGCUUUGAAAGAAUUUCUUUUGUUACUCAGUUUCCAAUGUUUAGCAAUUUUUAGGUAUCUUUUUGAGUUUUUCUGAAUUCGAUAAAAUAUUUGACUUUUUAUGUUACAAAUCUUUUCAAACCAACCUUUGCAGCAAUCUUGUAUAUUAAUAAGAGUAAAUUAUUUUUGCAAACUUUA
Messenger RNA from Drosophila erecta, 2139 nucleotides. It is a transcript of the gene CaMKI, whose product is annotated as calcium/calmodulin-dependent protein kinase type 1. The record is from RefSeq and is a predicted model, not a curated record. The transcript is spliced from 11 exons. Bases 393 to 1655 code for a protein of 420 amino acids. Gene Ontology annotation, molecular function: ATP binding; calcium/calmodulin-dependent protein kinase activity; calmodulin binding. NCBI's taxonomy places the organism in Eukaryota, Metazoa, Arthropoda, Insecta, Diptera, Drosophilidae. Gene Ontology annotation, biological process: protein phosphorylation.